Molecule: messenger RNA, 4846 nt
Organism: Cyclopterus lumpus (lumpfish)
Lineage: Eukaryota; Metazoa; Chordata; Actinopteri; Perciformes; Cyclopteridae
Product: rap1 GTPase-activating protein 2-like
Exons: 22
Coding region: 757-2775 (672 amino acids)
Biological process (GO): regulation of small GTPase mediated signal transduction; activation of GTPase activity
Cellular component (GO): plasma membrane; cytoplasm
Molecular function (GO): GTPase activator activity
Source: RefSeq, a predicted model, not a curated record
GCGACAGGUUAUUGGUAAGGCGUUCAUUUCCUGGUUUCUCUUGUUUUUGUAUUUUAUGACACGACUGAGUGUGCAGCACCUAGACUUCAUAAGCAGCGUGAUAGUGCACGUUAGUGCGUGUUAUUGGCUGUCGAAGUCAUUUGAAGCAGGUCAUAGUUGAUAUUUAUAUCAAUGUAACGGGUCUUUUUUUGCAUUGGUUGCAUCAUGGUUCAACCGCAGGUUUCUGUUGUGGGAGCGGUUUAAAGAGGAAGCACAGCGCUGCUCCCGUAGACUAUUUUUGUGGGUGCAAUUUCCUUCCUUUAAACCACACAUCUUUUUUUAACAGGAUGUCUAAUUCGCUGCCAUAAAUUGACUUCUCGUGUGCGUGCGUGUGUGUGUGUGUGUGUGUGUGUGUGUGUGUGUGUGUGUGUGUGUGUGCGUGUGCACAUGCCCUUGCAUAGCCUGAACCACCCUGCACAGUCUCUACGUACAUGGGCACAUGGACCAUUAUCACAGCCACAGUGUGUUUGUGAUGUGUCGAGGUGGACGCCCUGGGGACAGAGGCGUGUGAAUGCACUUAUUGAUGCAUGCGUGUGUUUCUUUCUGAGGAAGUGGGUUGCUUAUCAGUGUGUGCGCAUGUGUGUGUGUGUGUGAGAGGCUGGACGUCUCUGCCCUGCCCACUUGACACGGCUAAGUAUACUGUAUAUACUGUGAUGGAGAAUCAGCCUGCCAGCGAGAUCUGCUGCCAAUGUUACAGAUUCCGCAGAGUUCUUCGAUAUGCUGGAGAGGAUGCAGGUCCCGAAAGCUGAAGAGCCCAAAAGAAGGAAGGAUGACUACAUCCCCUACCCACGGAUAGAAGAUGUCCUGGAGAAAGGUGGUCCGUACCCCCAGGUGAUCCUGCCACAGUUCGGGGGUUACUGGAUCGAGGACGUGGAAGCACCAGCCGGGACCCCGUCCUCCUCAGAGUCCAGUUUCUGUGAGGAUGAGGAGGAGGGAGGAGAGGGCAUCAGCCCCGGUGGGGGGCACAGCUACCGCCUGGAGUGUAACAGCACAGCCCGUGCCUACCGCAAGCACUUCCUAGGCAAGGAACACAUGAACUAUUACUGCACCGGCAGCAGCAUAGGCCACCUCAUCAUGUCUCUGAAACACGAGGAGGCCGAGGGACAGGAGUUCCUACGCAUCAUGCUCAGGUCGAGGAUCAAAACCGUCCACGACAGGAUCUCUUUAGCGGGCAUCAACCAGCUGCCCAGUGUGCCGCAGAUUGCCAAGCUUCUGUGUGACGAUGCCACGGGGCUGAAGUUCAACCCCGGCCUCUACCCCCGGGGAUCCCAGUUGAUGGUGGCUUACGACGAACACGAGGUGAACAACACCUUCAAAUUCGGAGUCAUCUACCAGAAGUUUGGACAGACAUCAGAGGAAGAGUUGUUUGGGAACAACGAGGAGACGCCGGCUUUCAAGGAGUUCGUCGGCAUCCUGGGCGACAAUAUUGAACUUCAGGACUUUAAAGGGUUCCGCGGCGGGCUGGACGUGUCCCACGGACAGACCGGGUCUGAAUCCGUCUACACUGUAUUCCGACGGAGGGAGAUUAUGUUUCAUGUGUCAACCAAGCUUCCCUUCACUGAAGGAGACGUCCAGCAGCUCCAGAGGAAAAGGCACAUAGGAAAUGACAUUGUGGCCGCGGUCUUCCAGGAAGAGGCCACUCCGUUUGUUCCAGACAUGAUCGCCUCCAAUUUCCUGCACGCUUACUUGCUGGUGCAGGUUGAGAACCCCUGUACGGAGCACACGACAUACAAGGUGUCUGUUACAGCGAGGGAGGACGUGCCUCCUUUUGGACCCCCUCUCCCGAACCCAGCUGUCUUUAGGAAGGGUCCUGAGUUUCGGGACUUCCUGCUGACAAAGCUGAUCAAUGCUGAAAACGCCUGCUACAAAUCCGACAAAUUCGCCAAACUAGAGGGGCGAACUCGUGCUGCGCUGCUGGACAACCUCCACGACGAGCUGCACCGACAGAGCCAGGCAACGCUGGGCCUGGGCCAGCCGGGGGAGGAGGACAAGCUGGAGAACGGGGGACACGGGGGUCUGCUCGAGUCCUUCAAGAGGGCCAUGCGUGUCAGGAGCCACUCCAUGGAGACCAUGGUGGGGUCUCACCGUCACCGGAGCCCCGGGGUAGGAGGUGGGGUCCCGGCCAGCGUGAGCGGAGGAGGACUGCCGCAGAGCACCAGCGAAUGCACAAAGAGCACCUUCACUGAGAAGCCUAAUUCUAUCAUCUGUGACCUUCAGCCUCCCGUGUUGUCGGCCAAGUCUCCCCUGAAGAGCCCAGUGAAGCGGCGCUCGGGCCUCUUCCCCCGUCUCCACUCCAGCACAGAAUCCCCGUCGGACAAACACACUCGCAGCGACCAAAAGCCUGCCGAGUUCUGCCCGCUGUCCCAAGAGGUGAGGUCAGAGACAUCAUCCAAUCCCAGCUCGCCUGAGAUUUGCUCCAACAAAGAGAGGCCGUUUAUCAAGCUGAAAGAGUGCGGCAGCGGCAGGCCGAACAUCUCGCGCUCGUCAUCCAGCACCAGCAGCUUCAGCAGCACCACGGGAGAAACAGAAGCUCUGGAAGAGCUGGAGACGGCCAGCCAUCCCUCCAUUACAUGCUCGUCCGCCUUUAGUCCUUCCCUCAGCGUCGACAACCAGGGAUCAGGUACCCCUGUCAUCAUGUGCCGCAGUCCGACAGAUGUGAAAAGUAAGACGUCCCCGAGGUCAAGCUUGAAGUUCCGCUUUGACAAAAUGAGCCACUCAUCCACAACUUCCGAGUAGCUUUGAGGAAUGGAAACAUCCGACUGGCACAACAAAGGGACCGCGCGGGGGGGUUGACGCAGCUGCAACAAAAAAAAAAGAGAAAAAUAUCACAACAACAACAACAACAACAACAACCACGAAAUCUGCGUAGAAGCACUCCACGCCAAGGAGGGAUCUGAUCGGAUGACCAACUGCACAACACACUAUAAACUAACUGACAAUACUGUGAGUGUAUAGUGAGGAGAAGCAGCGGCCAUGUUGGCUUUCCUUUUAACCAACCUUAGACUAACGCUUCGCCAAUGUUACGAGUUGCUGCAUCUCGGUUGUUAAUUGUCCACAUCACACGAGCGUCCUAGCAUGGCUGUAAUACUGGUGAGUGUCGGCCGAGCCAGACUCCGCCUCCAGCUUUUUUUUUUCCUCCUCAAGCAUUCUUGUUUGAUGGUCGAUCUAGAAGAAUGGUACCACGAGACGAUGGCCGAACUGUUGCUGUUUAUCUAGUCGACGUCUAUAAGAAUUGUCAGGCAUCAGGGUGUGUCCACCUUUCUCCCUCCUUGAAUGGUACGUCUGGCAACGGUUCCUCUUUUGUCCUGAAAUGACGACGCGGACGCAGAAAACAAACACGCGUGCACAGCGACAUCGUGUUUAGACUCACAGUAGCAUGGUUUCCGGAGGCGACAGCAGUGGGGAGUCUCAACUCUCCGCCGUGGGCGCCGAGCUUGUUUAUUUUGCAUAUGGGAAAAAAAAGACGCUUUUCUAGGGGAACGCCUUUUGAUUUCCGAGAUGCUGUUGUAACCUCGCUAGCUGCCGCAUUGUGUCUACUGCACUAUACACACUACAUUGCUGAAACGUAGUCGAUGCCGAUGGCAGCAUUUCUGUACCUGGGAGGGUAACUUCAUAUCCCUGAAGUCCAGCGCUUGGUUAGUGGAAAUGAGCUCACAGGGGCCACAGUAGGAGACACUGCCAACACAUUUUGCCAUAAGCUUAUUUUAGCCAAAGCUGCGCCUUACAAUCUAUCAAAAGCCCUGUUCACCCCUGAUGUGCUCUCUCUCUCUCUCUUUAUCUGUCUCCCUCACUGUGUGAGAGGACAGGAAUCUCGUGGAUCUGGUUGCAGCACAGCUGUGGGUAGCCGAUCAACGCCGUCAUUUGCUGAAAAUAGACGUUGCACUGACAUUUCUCCGUCCCAUUGAAGCUUGCUAGCUCGGUGUAUCUGUCUAUGUUCGGUGGACCUUUAUCUCCCUGGGGUUUGUCAGUUCCCCCACCGUGCGAGCUGAUGAAGAAGACUUGAAAAAAAAAAAAAAAGAUGCUAUAGGUUAAACAAACCUUGUGAACCACACUUUGGCAAAAAAAAACACUUUGAAUGUGAACUUUUUUUUCUUUCUUUUUUUUGACGCUUUGUUAGUUGUUAUUACAAAGUCUCUUAGAAGUCAAUCGCGAAGCCAGCUGCUUACAAGCACAACAUGACUAAAGGUCUCCUCUUGUCCUCAACUAUACCGUAACGUUAGCCUGCAGCUGCACAAGCGACAGUGAGCAGGGCAUAGUGGGAGUGUGCGAAUCAAGAAGAAGAAGAAGAAGAAAUAAAGAGCUUGCAGACAUGCAGCUGUGUUUCCAUGUGUGACCCGGCAGCCAAGCUGCUCGGUCUUUUUUUUUUUUGGAAGAACGUCCACGUGCUCUUAAGAGAAGCAUUCCUGGACGGCUUGACAGUGUGUGAAGUUCUGUCGACGUGACACUCGAAUCCCAGAGGGGGGGGGGGGGGUCACCUUCUUAGUGAUCUAAAAUCACACGAACGCCGGAAGUCCAGGUGUCAUUUAGUUCGUAGCAGGUACGGCGUCUCCCUAAAUGCCCUGCAGUCUUUCUUCUGUUAAUAUGCUUAAUUUAUUAAAAAAUGAUGACUUCUUUUGCGUCGAUGUCAUGUAAAAGAAAUGUAACUGCAGAGUAUGCUAAUUAAUACGGUUAAAAAAUAAAAAUAAAAAAAAGAUUAAAGGAAUAUAUAUUAAUUUAAAAAGAUGUCUAAACAUGUAUAUGUAUAUUUGGUUAUGUAACGUGCCAUUGAGAAUUUAUUCUAAAAAUAAAAACGUUGUAUUUUGUGUGA